AGUAAUACUACUAGAAACAGUCCUAAACACACCAACCCUCAUUCUCCAUCUCUCAAUAUAACUCUCCCUCUCCCUUUUGUUUCUUCUCAAUUUCCACUUCCAAAAGCAACUCUUCUCAUUCUUAUACACAAAACAAACUACAAAUUCGUGUUCGUCAAGUGAAGUAUAUAUUUGACAUAAGAGGUAUAAUUUUAUAAAGCAAAAAUUUUAGUUAUGGAGGAAGAAACCUUAGCAAGUUCUGAGAUACCAGUGGUGAAGGUUGUCGAUGAGGUAGUGACAAAUGCUGAUUCUAUUAAGGAAAGUGAAAAGAAGAAAGAAGAGUAUGAUUCCACCAUUGAUGGGGAAUUUAUAAAAGUAGAGAAGGAAGCUCUUGCAGAUCAAAAGCCCAUCGUCAUUGAAAGAAGCUCAAGCAAUUCUUCUUCUAGCAGGGAAUUGCUAGAAGCCCAGGAAAAAAUUAAAGAAACUGAGGUUGAAUUAGUGAGAUUAACAGAAGCUUUAAAGGAUUCUGAAUUGGAGAACAAAAAUUUAAAUGAUGAACUUUUACUUGCAAAGGAAAAACUGGAAUCUAGCGAUAAAAGUUAUAAUGAGCUUGAGCUUGACAACAAGAAAUUGCAACAGAGUAUUUCUGAAGCUGAAGAGAGAUAUACUCUGCAGCUUAGCACACUGCAAGAGGCCUUACAAGCAGAACAGAUGAAGCAAAAGGAGCUGAGUGGUGUGAAAGAGUCCUUUGACAAUCUUCAAAGUGAGCUAGAGGAUACUAAAAAGAAUAUGUUGGAGGUUGAGCAGCAGCUGCAAUUGUCCGCAGGUGAGGCCCAGAAGUUUGAGGAGCUUCAUAAGCAAAGUGGUUCACUUGCCGAGUCGGAGACAAAAAAGGCAUUGGAGUUUGAGGGUCUACUUGAAAUGGCAAAAGCUAGUGCUAAAGAAGUGGAAGAUCAAAUGGUUUCUUUGCAAGAAGAACUUAAGGGCUUGUACACGAAGAUUGCUGAAAAUGAAAAGGUUGAAGAAGCACUCAAAGUUACCACUGCUGAACUCUGCACGGUUCAGGGAGAGGUAGAGCUUUCAAAAUCACAACUGGUGGAGACAGAAAAUAGGCUUGCUUUAAAGGAAAGUCUUGUAAAUGAGUUGACACAAGAACUGGAACUGCGAAAGGCUUCUGAAGCUCAGGUGAAAGAAGAUUAUUUGGCAGUAGAAAAUCUUCUGUCAUCAACAAAAGAGAAUCUUCAAAUUAAAGUUUCUGAAUUGGACGAUAUCAAGUUGAAGCUGAAUGAAGAAGUCUGUGCAAAGGAACUUCUUGAAGUAAGUCUAAAGAACCAGGAAUCAGAAGUACUGAUGCUAAAAGAGGAAUUCAAAAAAGUAACAACAGAGAAAGAAGCUCUUGAGGCUGCAUUAGCUGACCUUAAUAACAAUUUGGCAACAACCAAGGAGUUGUGCAAUGAUCUUGAAGCAAAGUUACAAGUUUCUGAUGAGAACUUUGGUAAAGCAGAUUCUCUUUUGUCUCAGACACUGGCAAACAGCAAGGAACUGGAACAAAAGCUUAAAUCACUGGAGGAGCUUCACCAUGAAUCUGGUUAUGCAGCAACAACUGCCACACAAAAGAAUGUUGAGCUUGAGGAGGUUUUGCAGGCUUCGAAGGCUGCAGCAGAAGAAGCAAAGUCUCAGCUGAGAGAACUUGAGACUCGUUUUAUUGCGGCUGAACAGAAGAACUUGGAGCUGGGACAACAGCAAAAUCUUCUGGAAUUGAAAUGUAAUGAUGCUGAGAGGGAAGUAAAAGAUUAUUUAGAGAAAAUAUCUGAACUUAGUGCUCUGCUGAAAACUGGGGAGGAAGUGAAUAAUGAGCUUACUGAGCAAAAGCAAGGAUAUGAAGGUAAGAUAAGUCUUCUGGAGUCUGAAUUAAGCUCUUUAUCUGCUAGAUAUUCAGAACUAGAGUCGGAGUUGAAAAGUGCCAUAGAAAAAUGUACUGAACAUGAGGAGAAAGCUAACUCGACUACUCAACGUGGUCUUGAACUAGAAGAUCUAAUUCAGUCAUCGCAUUCCAAAGUAGAGGAUGCUGAGAAGAAGGUGAACCAGUUGGAGCUUCUACUUGAAACUGAGAAGUAUAAAAUUCAGGAGCUUGAAGGACAGAUAGGUACCUUGGAAAAUAAAUGCAGGGAAGCUGAAGAAACCUCGAAGAUUCAUUUUGACAAGGCAUCAAAGCUGGAGACAGAAAUAGAGGGUUUGCAAUUAAAACUAUCGAGUCUUGAGGCAGCACUGCAGUUGGCAAAUGAAAAGGAGAUUGAGUUGACUGAAAGUUUAAAAAUAACAACAGAGGAGAAGUUAAACCUGGGAGAUGCACUCAAAAACUCAACUGAGAAGCUUGUUGAAAAUGAAAACAUACUUGACAUCUUACGCAAUGAAUUGAAUCUCACUAAAGGGAGAUUAGAAAGCAUCGAAUGUGAUCUUAAGGCUUCUGGAAUGAGAGAAACUGAGGUCAUGGAGAAGCUUAAGUUUGCAGAGGAGCAAAUUGAGAAACACGGAAGUGCACUGGAACUAGCUACAGCAAGAAGCUUAGAGCUCGAGUCAUUACAUUCAACUGUUACGAAAGACUCAGAACUCAAAUUGCAAGAAGCAAUUGCUAGUUUUACCAGUAGAGAUUCUGAGGCGAAGUCACUGCAUGACAAAGUGCAGGCUCUCGAGGAUCAAGUGGAGAUUUAUAAAGAGCAAGUGACCGAGGCAGCUGAAAAAUCUGCAUCCAUGAAAGAAGAGUUUAAUCAGAUUGAAAUUAAACUGGCUUCUUUAGAAAGCACAAAUGAAGAACUCAAGAAGAAGGUUGUGGAAGCAGAAGAUAGAGCUGCACAGUCAUUCUCAGAGAACGAACUGUUGGUGCAGACAAAUACAGAGCUCAAGAACAAGAUAUAUAACGAGCUUCAAGGGUUACUAGAUUCUGCAAAUGCUGAAAAAGAAGCCAUUUCUCAACAAGUUUUAGCUCAUGUAAACACUAUCGCAGAAUUAAAUGAAGCACAGGCAAAGGCCAGUGAGCUUCACUCGGCAACAUCAACAAUUGUUGAAGCUCAUAAAGCUGAACUUGAUCAGGCGCUGGCUAAACUGAUAGCACUUGAGAGCAAGUAUGCUCAACUAGAAAAGGAAAACGAAGGGCUCGCUGAAGUAAAUUUAAAGCUUACCCAGGAACUAGCUGUUUGCGAGUCUAGACUGAAUGAUCUGCAAACCAAACUGUCUGCAACAUCUUCAGAGAAAGAAGAAGCUUUUAAACAGCUUCAAUCUUCCCAGACGGUACUUGAAGAACUGAAAGCGCAGCAGAUUUUAGAUGGCGAUAAGUUACAAUCUCAGAUAUCAUCUUUGGUGGAAGAAAAGAAUCAUCUGGCAGUAACAAAUGAAGAGGCCAAGAAGGAGCUGCAGACGGUAAUACUACAGCUAGAAGGACAGUUGAAAGAUAAUAAGUCGCAGGAGGAUGCUUUAAAAACUGAAAUUGACACUCUCAAGGCUGAGAUAGCUGAGAAAUUUGUCCCCAAAGACAGUUUGAAGAAGUUAGAAGAACAAAUUGCAAAAGCUGAGGCUAGAACAAAAGAAGAGAAUGUCGGAGCUGGCGGAAAUGAAUCAAAGGAUGGAGUAGAAGUGAAAUCUAGAGACAUUGGAUCCCUCGUUUCAACUCCAUCAAAACGCAAAAGCAAGAAAAAGCUAGAGGCGACAUCUUCUCAAAUUUCAUCUGCAGACACGCAAACUCAAACAUCAGGGGAUUCUUCUGGACUAAGCUUUAACAUCAUCUUGGGCGUAGCUCUGGUUUCGGUGAUCAUUGGCGUAAUUCUUGGAAAAAGAUACUAAAAUAUGAUUGGAAAGUUUUGGUUUUAAUUUUUUGGCUUCAUGAUCUUCUUCUCUGUCACAUAUUGAUGAUUGUAAUUUGUGCGCAGCAGAUUGGUAUAUUUUGGUGGUAUCUUAUUUUUGGUGACUAUUUAAAGUUGGUCAGGGACAGUUUUAUUUGUAUCCCCAACCUGGUUUGCAAGACUAGCUGAUAUGAGUGCAUAGGAGAAAAAAUCCAGCUCAUAUCUGUAUCAUUCAUGGUUUUGUUUUUUUGUUUUUUUUUUUUAAUUUAUUUGUUUGAGUAUC
This is a messenger RNA of Daucus carota subsp. sativus, 4098 nucleotides long. RefSeq names its product intracellular protein transport protein USO1. The record is from RefSeq and is a predicted model, not a curated record. The transcript is spliced from 5 exons. Lineage: Eukaryota; Viridiplantae; Streptophyta; Magnoliopsida; Apiales; Apiaceae. Bases 214 to 3816 code for a protein of 1200 amino acids.